This is a messenger RNA of Photinus pyralis (common eastern firefly), 1569 nucleotides long. RefSeq names its product lactosylceramide 4-alpha-galactosyltransferase-like. Lineage: Eukaryota; Metazoa; Arthropoda; Insecta; Coleoptera; Lampyridae. The transcript is spliced from 2 exons. The record is from RefSeq and is a predicted model, not a curated record. Gene Ontology annotation, molecular function: hexosyltransferase activity. Bases 435 to 1487 code for a protein of 350 amino acids. Gene Ontology annotation, biological process: glycosphingolipid biosynthetic process.
UCAGACAACUGACAGUUUUGAAUGACAUGACGUUGAUUGUCAGAAGUAACCAAACAAGUGCAGAAGAAAAUAUAUUAUUAAUAAUAAAACGAAAAAUAAAAAUGAGAGAGGAUUCUGUGAAAGACUUUAUACUCUACUAAAAUAUGAUAGAUCUAAUUUUUACAGUACAAUGGAAGGAAAUAAUCAAAAGAAUACUCAACAGAAAUUAAGAGAUUUAAAAAUUAACUACAAUAUAACACUUUCCCUUGUUGGAGUAUUUCAAAUAAAUUGAUAAGAAUAGAGGCAGGAAGCUCAUUCCAGUUAUAAUCUAACUUCCACUAUCUAGCACACAUGGGUGGUCAUAAUAGGUUAGUUAAAGUAGUAGUUGUUAAAGUACCGCCGCCUUCUUGUGAAAUGCUUGGAAAUAAUUUAAAAUAACCAACUUCCAAUAUAACAUGCAUAAAUUUUAUCGUCACGUUCGCGUCUUCGCAUUGCUUUGUCUAAUGCUAACACCAUUAUUCUAUAUAGUCUUUGUAAUCUGCACGAAGCAAUUAUUUAAGGCGGAUUCGAUAGCAUGCUACAGACUGCAUGAUAAAUCACUUCCUGAAAUCACCGAAAUGCAACCCAGAAAAGGAAAAUCGAUCUUUUUCCAUGAAACGUCGUGCAACUCGUACAUAGAAGGGAAAAUUACGUUAUUUCCUAGACAAGCUUGUGCUGUCGAAUCCGCCGCCUUACUAAAUCCCGGUUACGACAUAUAUUUACUAUUUACCUCGCCCGGAAUAAUAAAAUUCGAAGGUACCCAAUCGGAUAGAAUAAUUAAAGCUUUAUUAUCGUACAAGAAUGUGAAUAUUCGACAUUUAGAUUACGAAAAAUAUACCAAAGAUACUCCUGUUGAGAAUCUCUACAGAGAUGGCAAAGUGGAAGCGUCCCUGUACGCCCGAUCACAUGCCAGCGACGUCCUGAGGUACCUGUCCUUGUGGAAAUAUGGUGGAAUCUAUCUAGAUUUAGACGUUAUUGUGAUAAAGCCCCUACAAGAUCUGCCAGCUAAUUACGCCGGCUCGGAAUCGGAGAAUAACGUAGCUGCAGGUGUGAUUAAUUUUUCUCCCGACGGUCGAGGACACGGAUUUGCACAGAGGUGUUUGGAGGAUCUUCGCAGAAAUUUUCGCGGCAAGGAUUGGGGGUAUAAUGGCCCUGGGGUCAUUACAAGGUUGUUGAAAAAUCUGUGCGGUGUCAAGAAGGCGAAGGAUAUGUUGAAAAAAGAUUGUAGGGGAUUUAAGGUGUAUCCUCCUGAGGCUUUCUACCCGGUGGAGUGGUGGAAUUGGAAAAUGUAUUUCGAUUCCAAGUACAAUGAGAAAAUGUUAAAUAUUACUCGAAAUAGCUAUGUUAUACAUGUUUGGAAUAAACAUAGUGUUAAUACUAAAAUUAAAAUUAACUCCGAAGUGCCUUACAGUAUUUUUGCUAAAAAGUAUUGUCCUAAAGUAUUUGCAGAGUGUGAGGAAUAUUUUUAGUACCUAAUUGCACUUAUAAAGCAUUUAUUCUUAUGAAAAUGUAUGAAUCUCAGAUUGUUACAAUAAAUCACUUGGUAUUUUA